Messenger RNA from Salarias fasciatus (jewelled blenny), 1168 nucleotides. It is a transcript of the gene cdin1, whose product is annotated as CDAN1 interacting nuclease 1. The record is from RefSeq and is a predicted model, not a curated record. Lineage: Eukaryota; Metazoa; Chordata; Actinopteri; Blenniiformes; Blenniidae. Gene Ontology annotation, biological process: erythrocyte differentiation. Gene Ontology annotation, cellular component: nucleus; cytoplasm. Bases 68 to 964 code for a protein of 298 amino acids. The transcript has 12 exons.
AUCUUCAACUUCCUAGCGGGAAGCGGCUAUCGGGAACUGACAGAGCAACCUGAGAUAAGGCUCCAGCAUGAGGCUGUCCCGUGCUGAAUAUAAAGAGAUAUCGAGAUGGACUGAGCAUCUGAGACCGACACGUCAGUGUAUGAGGAUGCUGAAGGACAGAUUCCCAAAUCACUCGCAGUCCACUCUUCUGAGCAUCUUCUCCCUGGAGUACCAGAAGCGGACCAAAAAAACAAUCUCGAGACACCACGUGCCCGACGUCAUGGAGAGCCACUACCAGCGGUAUCUGCGAGAGUCCAAAGCACAUCCCACUGCUCCCGUCCUGCUGGAGUUGGCCAAUCAGGCGGACCUGUCCCCCGCGCUGAUGGCUCGGAUCAUCCUGGACAGGUUCCUCCAGAGCCUGGACGGCGAAGCGCCAUCCAAACUGGUCCUCAACAGCAUGAUUAAGGACCCGUCGCUGAUCCCAGACCAGGUUUUGGCCUACAACGUCCAACAAUGCACAAUAAAUGACUGCUGUUAUGGACCGCUGGUAGACUGCAUCAAACACGCCAUCGGCCAUGAGCACGAGGUGCUGCUCCGUGACAAGCUGAAGGAGAGGAACCUCUCGUUUCUCGAUGAAAACCAGCUGAGAACGAUGGGCUACGACAAAACACCUGAUAUCAUCUUGGAGGUUCCGAUUGCGGUGGAGGGGCACAUCGUCCACUGGAUCGAGAGCAAAGCCUCUUUCGGCGACGAUCACAGCCAUCGCACCUACCUCAACGAGCAGUUCUGGAGCUACUGGAACAGGUUUGGCCCGGGCCUCGUGAUCUACUGGUACGGUUUCAUCGGCGAGCUGGACUGCCAGCGAGACAGAGGGAUCCUGCUCAAAGACUGCUUCCCGACGGACAUCGUCACCCUGUGCCACGCCGCCCAGCAGGACCGCCUGCCAGACCGCCAGGACGAGGACAAAGAGCGAGACAGAGAUUAGAAGUGGAGCAAAAGACAAAAAAAAAAAAAAAAACGUUAAGGCGGGAGGAUGAAUGGGAGGAAGGAGUGAGGACAAGAAGGAGGUGGGGAGGGUAGGAACUCUCGACUGUGCAGGGGUGGAUACUGAGAUCCGGAAGCAAUUUCGCUUUCCUGCAGUGUGAGACGGCUGAAGAAGAAAAAAAAAAAAAAAGCGCCCUGAACUUCA